AUGAAACACAGUCGUUCGAAUGGUACUGGGACAGCAGUUUCUGGAUUCAAGAAGAUACUAAGACAGCUUUUACUCUUCUUGAACAAGAAGAGAAGAGAACAACUCGUCAUAAUCUUGAAAAGAAUAACCCAAGUUUAUGGAAUGAACCUAAUAUUUUAUGUCAAUAAAUGGAAAAUGAAGAAACUGCAGGGAGAAAAUCUUCAUAUCAAUGAUAUCAUGUCGUGGUUAAGAGAGUCUGCUAUAUUAGUAUUGUUGAACAUUCUAUAUCCAACUUUGGUGAAACUUCCAUUUUUGAAGAACGACUAUAUUCAUUGGUCCUCCAUAGUAGGAGUAUUGUUAAUGCUUACCAUGGGUGAAGUGCCCUCAUGGGUUAUCGCCCACUUUCUUGUCGAGGCUUUACACUCUAAAUUUAAGGAUUCAAAAUUAACACAGUGGUUGAAAAAAAAAAGAAUUCCCCAGGGUACGUUAAUAAAAUUCCAACAAAUUUUUUUGUGUUCAGCAGUAGUUGUGUUAUUUGCUAAACUGGACAGAAGCUCGUUACCAUUUUGUGUGCUUUUUGACCACAGGUCCUUUUCAAAAGAUUUCUUCACAAUCAAUGCCAUUUUCACAGUUUUGGCGAUAUAUCGCAGAAUAUCAAAAUUCUUUUUUACUUCAGGAACGAAAUCAAAUAAAAGUGGCUACAGCCAGGAAAUCCGGGACUUUUCUCAAUUGCUUGGUGUUAAAAACCAUAACGAUUGGCCCAUAUCUUCGUCAAAUUUGAAACAUGUAAUGGAUAGGCUAAAUGAAAUACAUGAAGUUACAAUUGAGGAUAACUAUGCAAAUUUUAACGAAAAAUUAAUAAAUUCAUGUUUCAUCAAGGGAUUUUUUCCAAGCCUAAAAUGGACUAUAUUAAGGCAAUGCAUCGAAUAUUUAUUUGUCACGAAAAGGCGCAGAUUAAUGAACAACAAAUUACGGUGUAUUGUGAUGCUUCUUACAUUCACCUUGAUAGAUCCAACAAGUAAAAUGAAAAUCAGCCCAUUUUUCGUGAAACUUCUUGCGAAGUCCUUAGUUAAUGUUUACCUAAAAAAGUAUUGGCAUUCUAACUUCCAGAAAUAUGUACUAUUUUUUUUGUUUCAGUUCAACAUUACGUGA
This is a messenger RNA of Saccharomyces paradoxus, 1131 nucleotides long. RefSeq names its product Pex35p (gene PEX35). The record is from RefSeq and is a predicted model, not a curated record. The coding region runs from base 1 to 1131 and encodes 376 amino acids. The transcript has a single exon. NCBI's taxonomy places the organism in Eukaryota, Fungi, Ascomycota, Saccharomycetes, Saccharomycetales, Saccharomycetaceae.